AUGGAUCCUGUCGACCGCUGUCCCAUUGAAACCUUUACCAACAUCUUACAACAUGUCGUCCAUCCUACCUCACAAUCGGACGGCCCCCACAACCCUACAGGGUGGCUUCGUCUGCUCCUCGUAUCCCGAGGGUGGAGGGACGUCGUCCUGAGCACGAAGUCGUUCUGGAGCACAAUCUACGUACACGGAGAAAACGGAGAGAAGUGGCUCAAGCUGUGCCUGGAUCGGGCCCAUGGUGCUUCCCUCGAGAUCAACAUCGACUUCGCGAACAUUGCUCAACUGGAUCUUACGCUGCUGCUCCACUACGCCUCCGACAUCAGAUCAUUGGCAUUGAGCUCUUUGCUGAAGAAACGCCUCCCAGCAGUGAACACGUUCCUCGCUUCCGGCACUUUUUCCGCUUUGGAAGACCUCAGCGCACGGAGGGAUCGGGAGAACAUCCCGGUCUUGGCCCCGGGGGAGGUCCCGGAUGUCGUUCACCUGGCCCUCAAUAGGACAGCCAUGCCGCGCCUGAAGACACUGCAAUUGUACAACCUGGCGUACGUCGCGGAUCCAUCCGUCCUCGAACACCUGGAAAAACUCUGGCUUUUUCUCUGCUGGGAAACGGGCUCUUCUGCGAAUUUCAUGGAGACCCUACCCGCCAUGAAGCGCCUCAAGUCCCUCUACGUCGCACGCUUCGGCGCUGCUGACCUCGUCCAACCUCCCUCGCAUCCUAUCACUUUGCCGUCACUCACCUGUCUCGAGAUCCCCGGCUCGAACACCCUUGAUCUCACCACAAUCCUAUCACAUCUGCACCUUCCUUGCGCGACGCAGGUGAUACUCAACUACAUUACCGACGGCAGGAUCGACGCCCAAGGCCACGAGGAGGACACCGGCCGGAACGCAGGCAUCGGCGACGUCCUUCCCCGCCCCCGCACCAACGUGCUCCCGUUCCUGCCGCUGGUCACGGACGUCGCCCUCGCCUUCGAACGCGAGCGCUGCGAGUUCGCGGUGAGGACGGCCGGCGGCCCGCACUGCGCCAGCGUCGGGUACAUGCCCGACACCACCGGGACGCUCCACGAGGUGCCGAUCGACCCGGGGUUCCAGCUCCGCGACCUCAUCGACGUCGCGCGCGACUGCCCCGCCGCGACGCGCCUCGAUAUCUCCGCCGCGCGCCGCGACUUCACGUGCCCCGCCGACGUCUGGCGCGCGCUCCUUGGCCACUUCCCGCUCCUCACCGAGCUCCGCUUCGAGGGGCACGGCUCGCUCGCGUCGCUGUGGUCCGCGCUCGACCCGAACGGCGACGGGGGCGGGUCGGCCCACGGCGCGCGCGACGCGGUCCUGUGCCCCGCGCUGCGCACCAUCGCGCUGCGCGACUACACCGUCACCUGGAACCCGUGGGAGGAGGACGACGAUGACGAGGACGACGAAUACGACUUCAGGUUUGCCACCGAGCGGCUGCCCCGCAUCGAGCUCUGCGUGGAGGCGUGCCGGGAGAUGCUGGCUGGGCGGGCGGCGCGCGGUGUGCCUCUCGCCAGGUUCGAGUAUGUCGCGGCACCGCGGACGAAGGAGCUGGACGAGUUCGAGACGGUGUAUCGGGAGGAUCACGCGGCUAUGCUCGCGGAGCACGUCCCCGAGGUGUCGAUCAGGACGAUACAUACGGAGGAGGAGGACACGGAGAUGGAGGACGACGAGGGCGAGACGUAG
Messenger RNA from Epithele typhae, 1683 nucleotides. RefSeq lists its product as uncharacterized. Bases 1 to 1683 code for a protein of 560 amino acids. Lineage: Eukaryota; Fungi; Basidiomycota; Agaricomycetes; Polyporales; Epitheliaceae. The transcript has a single exon. The record is from RefSeq and is a predicted model, not a curated record.